AUGUCGAUAAUAAUUGAAGAAUCCGACGAAAUACCAUGCUACAGUUGUGUGCAAAUGCGUAAAAUAUUUUUACUGGUGGCCGUAUCAUCUUUGCUACCAAUGAUUUUGUUUAUGGCGUUGCUGCUACUUCUGUCAGCAAGAAAGCCACAAUUAGAAGACUCUACGAGUACCAUUGUAGAAUUUGUGUUUGGGUUGUUAUAUUUACAUCUGUUUGUAGCAACAUUCAUGAUGCUGGCGAGUUAUUUGAAGCGGCGUAGUCCAGUGAGAUACCAAUGCGUUUACCUUCUCUUCCACGCUGUGUGUAUGCUUUUAUUCUUUAUAUCCUCUUUGUUAUUAACUAUUAUUAAUCAGUCAUAUGCUCUAGCUAUGUGUUUGGUAGUUCUAUGUGCUUUAUAUGUUUGCUUUUUAUGUUAUUUUAUGAAAAUUAAUAACAUUGCUUUGUUUGCAAUCAGCAGAGCAUUUUAA
Pieris macdunnoughi is the source of this 465-nucleotide messenger RNA. Lineage: Eukaryota; Metazoa; Arthropoda; Insecta; Lepidoptera; Pieridae. The record is from the annotation of a GenBank genome assembly.